ACCAUUAACAGUGUAUAAAUCACGGUUAUACUGCCCUCCUGUGGUCAUACUGUGUAUUACAACAAUCCGCUACUUCCGCUUCCACAUUAUUUUCUACUCUGCUCCUUCACUGGAGAACACCUCGUUCACGGUCCUCUGGCGCCACCUACCGGAUCAACAGAGAACUACAACAACACCGGGAAACAGGACAACGACAUGGCGGCCGCCGCAAGGCUCAUAUCAAGGUUGACUCUGGUCACUGGAGGAGGCAGUGGGAUUGGCCGGGCGGUGUGUCAGCGCUUCGCCUCUGAGGGCGCCUCCGUGGUGGUCGCUGACAUCAGCGAGGAGUCGGCCAACGAGACCCUGGGGAGCCUGCCGAGUGACCUCAGAGGACAGCGUCACAUGGCGGCCGUGGUGGAUGUGGCGUCAAAGGAGAGUGUAAAGAAGCUGGUCACAAGUAUACAGACUCAUUACUUUCAGCCUCCCUCAGUGUGCGUGAACUCGGCCGGCAUCACACAGGACAACUUCCUGCUCAACAUGGAGGAGGAUCAGUUUGACAGAGUCAUCCUGGUCAACCUGAAGGGUUCGUUCUUGGUCACUCAGGCUGUCGCUCAGGCUCUGGUGGCCUGUGGAGCACCCAAAGGGUCCAUUGUUACUGUCGGCAGCAUCGUGGGGAAGGUGGGGAACAUUGGACAGGUAAAUUACGCUUCCUCUAAAGCUGGAGUGGAGGGUUUAACCAGGACCGCUGCCAAAGAGCUCAGCAGGUUUGGGAUCCGAUGUAAUUGUGUGCUGCCAGGUUUCAUAUCGACGCCGAUGACGGAUAAAGUUCCAGAGAAGGUUAUUAACAAGAUGAAGUCCUUGGUGCCUUUGGGAAGAAUGGGUGAGCCUGCAGAGGUCGCUGAUGUCUGUGCCUUUCUAGCUUCAGAUGACUCUCGAUACAUCACAGGAGCCAGCGUUGAAGUGACAGGUGGACUUUUCACUGGUUAAAUCAGCUGUCUGUCACACUGAUGAAGACACAUGGGAGGCCAGUUAGUAGUUAAUUUAAUUGUUUAAAUGAUUCUACUUUAAUUAGGUCUUUUUUUUAAUGAUUACUGUUGAUUAUGUUUUAUAUAUCUGGUUGUUUACAUGUAUUAUACAGUGUAAAGCCAUUUCUUUGUGCCAAUAAAAACCUGUUUGUAAUA
Molecule: messenger RNA, 1160 nt
Organism: Dicentrarchus labrax (European seabass)
Lineage: Eukaryota; Metazoa; Chordata; Actinopteri; Moronidae
Gene: hsd17b8
Product: hydroxysteroid (17-beta) dehydrogenase 8
Exons: 10
Coding region: 196-966 (256 amino acids)
Molecular function (GO): oxidoreductase activity, acting on the CH-OH group of donors, NAD or NADP as acceptor
Source: RefSeq, a predicted model, not a curated record